CAGUGCUUCUUCGGUUGGUCGUCGGAGCUACGGCUGACAUGCGCCUGCGCCUGCGCCUUCACCUGCACCCCUCCUCUCCCGCCUACCUCGGACCAUUGCCUUUUACCGGCAUCCUGCACUCGCCUGCGAUCAGACGUUGGGUAGCGCAGCUGGACCUGCCAUAACGCUUGUCGCCCCAUUGCUUGAUUGCGUCAUGCGCACAGACGAUUUUUGUCACAUCUGCUGAGAAAAAAAGGUACACAGUAUACGCCAAUCAAGUACAGCGUAUGCAGUGAUUCAUCUGUCUCCUACAUACUCUAAGAGAGCAGGAUUCACUCCAACAUGUGUCAUUCCAACACAAGCUCCAGUGGAGCAUAUCGCGACAAUUCAGACGUGUCUCCUCAGAGAGGAUCUGUAUGUCUCACCCAAUGGACAGGACCAUUCAAGCUACUUGACCUCCCUCGGGAACUUCGGGACAAAAUAUACUACCAAUAUCUAUAUUGUCCGGGCUAUAUUUACUACACAGCUCAUGCCGACAAGACCUUUUGGGAAAGCCGAACCAAAAGCGAUGAUUUCCCAAAUUUGUUUACAGUGUCCAAACAAGUUCACCAUGAGGCAUUCAAGGUGUUCUGCGAAGCCAAUACCGUUGCGCUAGCCGUACACUAUAAUGCUCGGGAAGGCUACAGCAAGCCCCUUACUGGGCUCCUUCGUCUGUUCCCCGAUCGAGCCGCGGCGAGUCUGACUAGAGUAAGCAACACAUAUCGCGACGUUGUUCCGCGGCCAUUGGGACAAUGGGGUUAUGCACCCAGUCACGACAGUAUCGCCCAGGGCGGUGACGGAACCGGCAGGUAUCAAAAGCACAACUCAGCUGGGGAGACGUUUGUAGAGAUCUUGAGAGACGCGCAUAUCCUGAGGCAGUUCUUCCCGAAGCUGACUGUUUUUGAGGCAGACUGGUAUCCGGAGCCGCCGUUCUAUGAGUAUCCGGAGCAGUUGGGCCAAGUGCGUAAGAUUGCACGUUUGUGGAAGGAAGGCGCAGAAGAGGGAAAAAUAACAGAGAUAUGGUUCGACACGAUGCAAGGGUGGCUGCAAGGGAAAAAUGUGAUACCAUUGAGUUGUGUCAGGUUUUCUCUCAAUGGUUUUGCUGCAGAUGGCUUUGAGGAUGACUUGGACGUGUUGUUCAAUGAAGCAUAUGUAACACUAGUGAAGGAGCAGACGACUGGAGAUGAUAUCGAGGACAGCGGGAGAGCGUGGCUGGAGGCGAUGGACAAGGAGAAGACGACUAGGAAGAAGAAGAAGAAGGGCAGGAAGACACGAGAAGAGAGCGCAUAGGUUGAUAUGUGGGGCUGGCCGACGACGAGCUAGUAUUCUAGUUGUUCCCAUUAUACUAGAGGUAGCUGGGUAGUUGGGUAUUUGGCCAAUUGUAGUUCCUGUCACAUACACAGCUCCAUGGCUCUGCACCCCGCGGUGAUAACCCAAGCUCUUAUCCUCAACAUGACGCCGC
This is a messenger RNA of Bipolaris sorokiniana ND90Pr, 1480 nucleotides long. RefSeq lists its product as uncharacterized. Bases 322 to 1308 code for a protein of 328 amino acids. The record is from RefSeq and is a predicted model, not a curated record. NCBI's taxonomy places the organism in Eukaryota, Fungi, Ascomycota, Dothideomycetes, Pleosporales, Pleosporaceae. The transcript has 2 exons.